This is a messenger RNA of Spizellomyces punctatus DAOM BR117, 1456 nucleotides long. RefSeq lists its product as uncharacterized. The record is from RefSeq and is a predicted model, not a curated record. The transcript has 7 exons. Bases 1 to 933 code for a protein of 310 amino acids. NCBI's taxonomy places the organism in Eukaryota, Fungi, Chytridiomycota, Chytridiomycetes, Spizellomycetales, Spizellomycetaceae.
AUGUUUAUCGAUCCCGCAGUCAGCCUAACUAUCGCAAAGGUGCAAGCGGCGACGCAGGCCAAGGUGACGGACUUGGUAGCAGUCGCUUAUGGCGGUCCAAGUAUGUUGGUUGGCAGUUGUUGGCCGAUUAUGGUCUUUGCCUUUAUGAUUGCUGUCUGGCGGGUGUCGACGAAUCCCAAUCCACGGGCGAUCCUUCUUUUGAUUGCGACCGUGGUGAACCUUGUUGAUAUCGCCAAUCUCACAUAUGGAAAGACGGUCGCUCCUUCCGCACUUGCCAUGACACCCCAUCUCGUCUUGCUGGUCAUCUGUGGCCAAGUCAAGCUUGGGCUGCUCAUUGCAGCGUCUGGUUGGCGAUUUAGCCAAGUUUGCGCCGUAGCCCGACACCGGCAAAUGAUCAGUUGGGGAAUCACUGGUUUAAUUGCCACUUGGACUACCGCAAACACGGCUGUUGGGAUAUACGAUGUGUCAAGGACUGGACAAGCAUCCAGGGUGUUUUGGGGCAUGCUUGCCAUGUUUCCCGCAGCGUAUCUUAUUCCAGCAAUCUUCACAUUCACUCUCACGCUUUCCAGAGUGGAACAAGGAGUAAAAGAGUACACCAGCAGCGCUCACGCAUCCAGUGCUCAAAAAUUCCGGCACUUACGAAUAGCCAAUAACAUUCUCAUUACGAUAACGUUCAUCUGCUGCACAGCGGUGCUCAUUGUCACGCAGACAUUUGAUUCACUGCAAAACCGCUUUGUCGUUCCAUCCGUUCUAUUCUCUGGGACCGUAUGGUUAUGUGCUGAGAGCUGCUUUGAAGUAUUGACGGUGUGGCAAAAACUAAAGGUCGUUGUCGAUACUGGGGAAACGACACCUGUCGGAAGCCGAAUGCAACGCAGUCCAACCGGAAAGGGCACACAGGCAAAGCUGACUGGUAGCCAGAGUGCCAUGCCUUGAUGUUCAAAAGGGAGGAUUGGAUGAGUAGAGGUUUACCCGUUUACCCUUAGAAUACCCUGCGCGCCCUUCCUUUGCUGGAUCUGCGCCGUAUUUAUAAAAUAGAAUUUAGGGUUCACGCCAAAGUUUAUUACGCGUUGUGUGGAUACCUUGCAAAAUAUAAGACGGUCCAAAGUCCAAAUAUCAUCACAGAGGAAUAUGCAAUGCCUUGCAUCCUCGCAAAUUUUCAGCAAGUACUCGAGCUACCAUUUCGUUGCUAGAGGUUGCAGGAAGCAUCCGAUAACCUAAUUGCGUUGGUUACAUAUGCAUAGGUGCACUAAUAGUCCCACAUCCGUAGUAGGUGAUGCGAGAAUUGCUUACAGUGUUCUCAAAUGGCCAAAAACAUGCAAGAAUUGACAGUGUCGCCAGCCAGAAACAAUUUCAUCAUUGCCAUCUUCAACACCUCGCAGUAAUAAUCUAUUAUAAACAAUCAUAUAUACAAGUACACAUGCGAAUUAAGAAGUCAUGGAUCUAUCCCAGAAUGGAG